Messenger RNA from Cryptotermes secundus, 861 nucleotides. Its product is annotated as nucleolar protein dao-5. The record is from RefSeq and is a predicted model, not a curated record. The transcript is spliced from 5 exons. The coding region runs from base 97 to 753 and encodes 218 amino acids. Lineage: Eukaryota; Metazoa; Arthropoda; Insecta; Blattodea; Kalotermitidae.
CCGCAUGGAAGAAACAAUUUAAAUACCGGCGUUCCUGAGUUCUGACACGCAGUUGAUCUGGGUGUAGUACACGAACUUGGAAGCUGUCUUGUAGUUAUGGCUCUGAGAACUGUGACAUGGUUCCUAAUCAUAGGCUGUUUGGCAGCAGUGGCAGUAUCAGCCCCUACAUCAGUUGAAGAUUCCUCUUCGGAGGAAUCGACAACAGUUGGUGCUGCAACUCUACCUGGGACGCUUCCAGAGAACAAGAAGACAAAACGUGAGACUGAUAAGCAAGAGGCACAGAAACCAGAAACACCAGUAGAAGAUUGGAAGAAACCUACAGAAUCUUCAUACACGGCACCACCAAAAGCUAACGACAGACUAUCUCGAGCUGCGGACGAACAGAAGCCACAAUCUGAAACAGACAAAUCCUCAGAAGAAAAUUCUCAUUCGAAGGAAGAUGAAAUCAAAAACCCACAGAAGCGUCACGUUGAGCAAGACAAAGAAUCAAAGAAAGUGGGAGCCACCAAGGACUCUUCAUUCCUCCGACGGCCUUUAUCAACAAUUGCAGAAGAGCCUGAGCAAAGAGCAAAACGCGCUACUAGCCUGCAGAAACCACAAGUUUCCAGACCCAGACCAAAUGCGCCAACAAACAAUCAUCCUGGAAUCAGACCUCAGAACAAUUACCUUGGGAAUGGAAGGAAAUCUCAGCAGCAACCUGGGGGCAAAAGAAAGCCUAACCAGCCAGGAGGAGGCCAUGGCCACCCUCAUUAGAAUGCUGUUGGUUAUGAAUCAAAAUUUUUGUCUUUUGAAAAGGACAAAGAAUGAACUGUAUGCACUGUCACCAGAACUAAAUUGCAAUAGCUAUUAAAGUAGCUGGAA